Messenger RNA from Momordica charantia (bitter melon), 1351 nucleotides. It is a transcript of the gene PEX13, whose product is annotated as peroxin 13. Gene Ontology annotation, cellular component: peroxisomal membrane; peroxisome; peroxisomal importomer complex. Lineage: Eukaryota; Viridiplantae; Streptophyta; Magnoliopsida; Cucurbitales; Cucurbitaceae. Gene Ontology annotation, biological process: protein import into peroxisome matrix, docking. The record is from RefSeq and is a predicted model, not a curated record.
UUGGGUUUAUAAAAAAAUGGAAAUGUUGAAAUGAUAAUUGGAAUACUUUCCGCGGAGGCUGAAAGGAAACCGACUGGAUAGAUAUGGAUCCUUCUUAGCAACAAGAUUUCCCCAUAAUACAGAGAGAGACUUUGAUCUCUCCCCAAUUCUGAUGCACUUUCUCUGCCAUUUCCAUGGAUUCCAACCCUCCUCAACCUCCAGCUACUAAUCCUCCACCGAAACCUUGGGAGCGAGUUGGGGGAUCAUCUGGUCCAGCACCUUUUAGACCUCCAUCAGCUGGAAAUACAAGUGAUGUAGUUGAGGCUUCUGGAACUGCAAAACCUGGAGAAAUCGUUUCUGGUUCUGAUAGGACUACUGCUGUUAAUCGGAAUUCGCUCGGUCGGCCUGUUCCAUCGAGGCCUUGGGAUCAGAACUAUGGGAAUAACAGCUACGGAGGUUAUGGUUCAACUUCAACCAUGAACAAUUCUCUUUACGGUUCUGGGAUGUACGGUUCUUCUUAUGGAACCGGAGGAAUGUAUGGUGGUGGAAUGUAUGGUAACAGCAUGUAUAGAGGAGGAGGUUAUGGUGGACUUUAUGGAUCUUCUGGUAUGUAUGGAAAUUCUGGUAUGUAUGGUGGUGGAAUGUAUAAUAGUGGUUUUGGAGGUCCAAUGAAUGGUUAUGGAAUGGGGAUGGGUGGUCCUUAUGGCGGGCAAGAUCCAAAUGACCCAUACGGUCCUCCCUCAUCUCCACCGGGAUUUUGGAUGUCAUUUCUGCGAGUGAUGCAGGGUGUCGUAAACUUCUUUGGCCGAAUAUCUAUCCUUAUCGACCAAAACACACAGGCCUUCCAUAUGUUCAUGACUGCACUACUUCAGCUUUUUGACCGCUCCGGUAUGUUAUAUGGAGAGCUUGCUAGAUUCGUCUUGAGACUGCUUGGGAUUAAAACCAAACCUAGGAAGGUUCAACAUAUAGGCCCUGAUGGGCUUCCUCUUCCCGGAGCUCCCCAUCCUCAUCAAGGUCAGAACUUGAUCGAGGGGCCGAAGGCCGCUCCUGAAGGUUCGUGGGAUAAUGUGUGGACAAACGAUCCUCGUUAAGUAAACGAACAAAGUUACUUGAUAUUGAAAGGUUAUUUUCCAAGAGCAAAUGGAAAAAUGAUGCUGGAAAAUUAUAAUAGAACAGAGAAUUGAGAUGUGAUCCAAGCUUGUAUUGGCAGGAUGCAGCCACAGAGAUUCUCAGGUUAAAACUGUCGGGGCAUCGUCAUCGGCUUCAAUCGUAUUCUUUGUGCUGGAAUCUGAAUAAGUUCACCAUAGAUAUGAAUUUAGCUUUCUUUGACCUGAAAUAUAAGUUGAUUUUACUGGUUCUUCUUUGGGUGUCU